GGGAGGGAGUUGGCAGUGUGUCAGGACUGGAGCCACUGUGCCUCAGCAGCGGCAGAGCUGACGCACUAAAACCCAGACGGAGAGGGAUAAGGGAAGGGCACACAGAGAGAGAGAGAGAGAGCGGGCGAGAAACCCCAGUGGCCAUACGGAUGGGGCAGUGUUUAUUUUGACGAGGCAGACUGGAUUUCACUACGGGUUAGCGGCUGCAGUUUAGAACAAGGCACUCCCCCUCUGGACUCUGCAUGUGAGUGUGUAUUCUCUCUCCCUCUCUCUGUCUCUCUGUCUCUGUCUCUCUCUGUGUGUGUGUGUAUAUAUAUAUAUAUAUAUAUAUAUAUAUAUAUGAGGGAGAAGUGCUUCAUUGCAGCAGGACUCUGCCUUGUACACAGUAGCCAGAAAACCUACCAUAUAUUUUUCUGUGUGGACUUCCCCACUUCUUCCUCUGUGUGGUUCUGUGGAUGCGCUCGAUGCGGCUCAAGGUGACUCAGGAUUCCCGAGCCAGCCCCAGGGAGCAUCCGAACUGGAUCCCUAGACCUCCAGGGACAAGUGGGCUGAAGCUUCCUCUCUACCUCCACCUGGAAGUGGAGUUGGACUGCGGAGAGGACCGUAGGAUAGUCGGGAGGAUGUGAGGCCUUGACAGCAGCUGUUAUCCACCACCAGGCCUACUAGACCAGUCCAGCCCUGUGGGGGGGCAAGGGAAUGGGCCCAGUUUCACUGCAGGUGGAGACUGAACAGGAGCAGAAGCCAGAGAGAGAAAUGGAUUGCUACCAUAGUCUUCUACAGGCUGGCUCUCAGCUGGAGAACACACUGCAGCAAGUGUCAGUCUCUAUGAGUAUGAAGGAGGUGGAUGGCUACAUUGAGAAGCAGGUGGCCUACCUGUCAGGGGGGCGUGGUGAGGACUCAAGCGUGAUCGUGACCCUCCCAGAAUACUCGGCUUUCAGCGACAUUCCGGAGGAAUCUUUAGCCAAAGUCUUAACAUACCUCACCCUCAUACCUCGAGCAAGACAGCCAGGUGUAAAAUUCAUCAUCAUUUUAGACAGAAGACUGGAUACAUGGACCUCUAUCAAAACAGCACUUGCCCGAAUUGCGGCCUCCUUCCCUGGGAACCUCCACCUGGUGCUGGUGCUGAGACCCACCAGCUUCUUCCAGCGCACCGUCACAGACCUGGGCUUCCGUUUCAGUCAGGAGGACUUCAUGCUCAAGAUGCCAGUGGUGAUGCUGAGCUCUGUGACAGACCUACUGAGAUAUGUUGAUGAGAACCAACUGACCUCUGAGUUUGGUGGAACCCUGGACUACUGCCACAGUGACUGGAUCGUUCUAAGAACAGCCAUAGAGAGCUUUGCGGUGACAGUUAAGGACAUAGCUCAGAUGCUGCAGGCGUUUGGCACAGAGCUGGCUGAGACCAAACUGCCAGCUGAGGGAACCGCCAUCAUGCGCCUCCUCUCAACCCACACUGACAAGUACAGGAAACUCAAGGAAGCGAUACGGUCAGUAUCAAAGGAGGGUCGUCACCUGCUGGCUAGCCUGGAGGCCUCGGGGAGAGAGGAGGAUUCACUUUGGGAUGUCAGGCUGGACUGGGAGACUGUGCAGAGGCUACUAGCUCAGCUGAGGGGCAUGGAGUCAGCCUUUGACGGCUUCUUUGAGAAGCAUCAUCUAAAACUGCAACAGUACUUACAGCUGCUCAGAUACGAACAUCGCUUCCAGGAGAUGGAGUUGUCUCUGGAGCAUCUGGCGUCCCAGGAGAGAGAGAUGUCGUCGUCAGGGGAGAAGCUGACUCAGACAGAGCAGACACUCAGAGACCUGGACAUCCUGGAGGCUCACGCACAGGAGGAGAUGGUCAGUGCCCAGAUCAUCAUUCUCCAUGGGCACCAGCUGGCAGCCAGUCACCACUAUGCCAUGGCCCUGAUCUUGCAGCGCGGCAACGAGCUACGUCACCGCUGUGACACGCUCAGUAAUGCUCUGAGAGUGAAACGCGCACACCUCUCCCGGGCCCACCGGCUGCUGCUACGCCUCGGCCAGGCCCAGAGUUGGUGUGACGAUGGGGCCUACUUGUUGGCUCAGCAGCUGGUGGAUAAGUUCCAGUCUAAGGAGGGGGCCCAGGCUGCUUUGAAGGACAUGGAUAGAUUCCUGGAGGGGGCUCCGUCUCUUCUCAGCUCAGGACCUGACCUCCUGGCUGUGGAGUUUGAGUCUGUCCUCACCCCAGAGAUACAGGUCCAGAUAGGGGAAACAUUUGAGAAGCACACGGUGGUGCAGGAGAUGAUCCACAACAGGCAGGUCUGUCUGAGGAAGCUGGCUGAUAAACACGUCCGUCCCAUCCAACUAGUGGCCCCCAGGGCGGAGAGCCCGCCCCGCUCCAAGUCCCCACUCUUUUCCCCCAAACAUGGUGUCGACGGUUUGAAGUUCUCCUUCGAUCUGUCACUCCCUGGGAAGAGGACGUCCCGGAAAAGCCCCGCCUCCAGAAAGAUCGAGGUGAUGCAUGACUACCAGGAGAAUAGGAGCUCCCUGCUCUCCAGCCUGGAAGGAGAGGACAGCCCAGACCUUCUCAAACGUCACGUGAUGAGGGAGCUGAUUGAGACAGAGAGGGUCUAUGUGGAGGAGCUGCUGUCAGUGCUGCUGGGUUACAGGGGAGAGAUGGAGAACCCGGCCCUCGCGGGGCUCUUGCCCCCCAUCCUGCGCAGUAAAAGGAACGUCCUGUUUGGCAACAUGCCUGAGAUCUACAACUUCCACAGCAGGGUGUUCCUCCAUGACCUGGAGGGCUGCCUAGAGACCCCAGAGGGAGUAGGGGCCUGUUUUCUGGAGCGGAAGGAGAAUUUCAAGGUGUAUGAGUGCUACUGUCAGAAUAAGCCUCGCUCAGAGUCACUAUGGAGGCAGUACUCGGACUGUGCCUUUUUCCAGGAGUGUCAGAAGAAGCUGGAGCACAAACUUGGUCUGGACUCUUACCUGCUGAAACCAGUACAACGCCUCACCAAAUACCAGCUACUACUGAAGGAGCUACUGAAGUACAGUGCAGGAGGCUGUGAGGGGACCUCCGAACUACAGGCGGCGCUAGCAGCCAUGCUCCACCUCCUCAAGUCAGUCAAUGACUCCAUGCAUCAGAUAGCCAUCACAGGCUACCAGGGAGAGUUGUGUGACCUGGGCCGGGUGCUGAUGCAGGGCUCCUUCAGUGUGUGGAUCAGCCAUAAGAAAGGCCCCACCCGUAUGAAGGAGCUGGCCCGCUUCAAGCCCACGCAGAGACACCUGUUCCUGUAUGAGAGAGCCCUGCUUUUCUGCAAGUGCAGGGAGGAGCAUGGAGAGGGAGCAGACAAGACUCCCUCCUACAGCUUCAAGCACUGUCUGAAGAUGAGUGCGGUGGGGAUUACAGAGAACGUCAAGGGAGAUGUGAAGAAGUUUGAGAUCUGGUACAGUGGCAGGGAGGAGGUGUACGCCGUUCAGGCUCCCACAGUGGAGGUUAAGACAGCUUGGCUCGGGGAGCUGCGGAGGAUCCUCACCAACCAGCAGAAACACCUCAAAGAUGAGCGUUGUGUCGACAUCCAGAUGCCAGACCACAUCCGACGGUCCCCGCCCAUGUCUGAGAGGGGUGUGCGGCCGUCCGGAGGGGCUCAUACGGGCUGUCUUUCGGGGCUGGACUUUGUCUCGCUGUCCUCCGAUGUCUUUGUGUGUCUGCGUUCCCGGAAUCCCCGCCCUCGAAGCCCCCGGCCACGCCCCCGGCCACGCCCCCUAACAGACCCCGCCCCCAACGCCACUGACCCGUCCUGACGCUCAGUGGUAAAAUCAGCCCAGCUCCGCAUGCCCAGGCCCGGCUUGGCAUGGCUCAGCUGACCUAAACCACCCACCAGGCUGCUGUGUUUGCAUACUGACCGUCAUCUGCCUCUCCUUUACUAGGCGUCUCCAUUCGGCUCAUACAUUCACCAGACGCACGUUUCCUCAUGUCUUUUGAUGUCCCAGCAGACCUUCCAUCUCAGACAUGCUCCCCAAAAUGACUACAUCCAUCUUUGCAUGGGAUUUGCAAUUUUGUAUGGAAUGCCCCAAAAACAAUCAAAG
Oncorhynchus tshawytscha (Chinook salmon) is the source of this 4038-nucleotide messenger RNA. Its product is annotated as proto-oncogene DBL. NCBI's taxonomy places the organism in Eukaryota, Metazoa, Chordata, Actinopteri, Salmoniformes, Salmonidae. The transcript is spliced from 26 exons. Bases 697 to 3753 code for a protein of 1018 amino acids. Gene Ontology annotation, cellular component: cytoplasm. Gene Ontology annotation, molecular function: guanyl-nucleotide exchange factor activity. The record is from RefSeq and is a predicted model, not a curated record. Gene Ontology annotation, biological process: intracellular signal transduction; dendrite development.